AUGUCAUCGACGAAGGCUUCAAGAAUAGGAGAAGAGUGCGUGAAGCCGAGAGGCGCUCGUUUUAGGACCGUCCCCGCUAAUAUCAUCUUUGCAGAAUUUGGAAGUCAGACGAGGGUCGAUAAAGUCAACGCGGAGCUGGUCACAUUAACCUACGGAACAAUUGUGGCUCAAUUAUGCCAAGACUAUGAUAGUGACUACCAGGAAGUCAACAAGCAGCUGGACAAGAUGGGUUACAGUAUUGGCAUGCGGUUGAUUGAGGACUUUCUGGCCAAGUCUGGCGUGGGUCGAUGCGCCAACUUCCGGGAGACCGCUGAUAUGGUUGCCAAGGUGGGCUUCAAGAUCUUUCUGAAUGUCACGCCGACAGUCACGAAUUGGGCGAGCGACAACAACCAGUUCUCCCUCAUAUUUGAGGAAAACCCUCUGGCCGACUUUGUGGAGCUUCCAGAUGAUGGGCGGGCCCAGGAUGAACUCUGGUUCUCCAACAUCUUGUGCGGCGUGCUCCGCGGGGCUUUGGAGAUGGUUCAAAUGCAGAUCGAGGCUCACUUUGUGAGUGACGUGUUGCGAGGCGACGACACCACCGAGAUGCGGGUCUCACUUGUACGAUACAUCGAAGACGAGAUGCCACCGGAAGAGGAUUAA
Penicillium alfredii is the source of this 639-nucleotide messenger RNA. RefSeq names its product TRAPP complex core subunit BET3. The record is from RefSeq and is a predicted model, not a curated record. The transcript has 4 exons. Gene Ontology annotation, biological process: intra-Golgi vesicle-mediated transport; endoplasmic reticulum to Golgi vesicle-mediated transport. Gene Ontology annotation, cellular component: cis-Golgi network membrane; TRAPP complex; cytosol. NCBI's taxonomy places the organism in Eukaryota, Fungi, Ascomycota, Eurotiomycetes, Eurotiales, Aspergillaceae. The coding region runs from base 1 to 639 and encodes 212 amino acids.